CGGCAUGCACUGUCCUCUCUAUAUAAAUAGAGUCUCACUGCAUUUGCCAGGAAUCUCACAUCUCCUCCCCAAAAGAGAUCUCUUCACGGUCUCCACUCUGUAUGAUCUUUCUGACGACCUUCAAAACAUAGGUACAAUGAUAACUGUUGCCAUUGUAUUGCUCACUAUAGCUGCAAAACAGUGUUUUGGACAAGGCUUCAAUUGCUCAUCUGCCUACAACAGAUACCCAGAAAACAAUGAUAUUAAUGUUAACUGUGGCCCUACGAUGAUCACUUUAACCAUCAAUGCUUGUCCAGUGCAAUAUGCUGUGUUUGACCCUGCAACACUGGCCCUUAAUAGCCAGCACAAUUUGACUCAGUGCAAUGGAACACUGGAUACAUCUGUAGUUCCUCCGGUCAUGAGAUUUGUCUUCCCGAUAAAUGAUACAUCCGAAAACACAUGUGGAAACAAUAUAUGGAUAGAGCAGAAUGCAGGAAGUGGAAUAUUUUCUCAGUACUCAGUAGUAGAAACGGUUGUCAUCGCUGGAUAUAUAGACACUCCUGUCAUAUCAAAUACCGGUCUCAUAAGCUACAGUACAAACCUAAAUUACAACUUCUCUUGCCGAUACCCUCUGCAGUACCUUCUAAACAAUACCCAGCUACUCACAUCAUCAGCAAUGGUGGCCGUAAAUACAAAUAAUGGAAGCUUCAUUAGCACUCUGAGUAUGCAGUUGUCCUUGGAUUCAAACUUCUCAUCUACAUGGCAAUUUAAUGGAACUGCCCUUCCACUGAAGACAAAUAUGUAUGUUAAAGUUACCGCCACAAACCUAACUGCUAAUUUCUUUGUGCUGCUGGAUGAAUGCUUUGCUACACCAAAUGUGCUGAUAACAACUAUACCUUCCGACCGAUACAGCCUCUUUACAGGGUGCAAUGUUAAGAAUCAGACAACCAUCCUAUCCAAUGGGGCUGGAAAAUCUGCUCAAUUCUCAUUUCAGACCUUUCGGUUUGUUGUGCACAGUGGUCUGCCAACUUCCACGAUUUUCCUACACUGCGUCACACGCUUGUGCCAGCCGGACAAGUGUGCCCAGUAUUUGCAAGGUUGUAAUAGCAAUAAUUCAUCUUCAUUUUCAAGUGGAAGGAGAAAGAGAGCAGCAGAUACCUCUACUGGAACAUCAGAUCCAGUCACUGUUACUUCUGGACCUAUAUAUACCCUGGAUUCUGAUGCUACUCCCCAGUCUUCCAUUCAGACUUUGACUGAAGUAAAAGAAAUACAGGGCACUUUGACUGGACUCAUUGUUGGACUUAUAAUUGCUGCCAUCCUGGGAGCUGCUUUGGUAAUUGGAAGUGUGCUUCUAUAUAAAAUGCACCUCCUCAAGGCACAACAGGCACAGAAGAAAGGAGCAGACAACUUUGCCUUCAGUGGGAAAUAAGCAUUUUUUUAUAACCAAUAUAAAUUUUUAUAACCAUAAUAUAUUUCCAAAAUAUUCUACUUUCAAUGUGAUUUUGUUUUAUUUUGUAGAAAAUAUAAUUUUAAUCUUCCUUCAGAUGUAAAUGUUGGGAAAAAAAAAUCAAGUACAUAUGAACUGAUAGAGAUUUAUAUUAAACUGCAUUGUUUAAUAAAAAGACAUGGUGCCAAAUA
Molecule: messenger RNA, 1617 nt
Organism: Xenopus tropicalis (tropical clawed frog)
Lineage: Eukaryota; Metazoa; Chordata; Amphibia; Anura; Pipidae
Product: zona pellucida-like domain-containing protein 1
Exons: 12
Coding region: 5-1408 (467 amino acids)
Source: RefSeq, a predicted model, not a curated record